AGAAUUUUGUCCCAAAUAAAAGGAAUGAAGUCUGGCUCCGGAGGAGGGUCCCCGACCUCGCUGUGGGGACUCGUGUUUCUCUCCGCCGCGCUCUCGCUCUGGCCGACGAGUGGAGAAAUCUGUGGGCCCGGCAUUGACAUCCGCAACGACUACCAGCAGCUGAAGCGCCUGGAAAACUGCACAGUGAUUGAGGGCUUCCUCCACAUCCUGCUCAUCUCCAAGGCCGAGGACUACCGAAGCUACCGCUUUCCCAAGCUCACGGUCAUUACCGAGUACUUGCUGCUGUUUCGAGUGGCCGGCCUCGAGAGCCUGGGAGACCUCUUCCCCAACCUCACAGUCAUCCGUGGCUGGAAACUCUUCUACAACUAUGCACUGGUCAUCUUUGAGAUGACCAAUCUCAAGGAUAUUGGGCUUUAUAAUCUGAGGAACAUUACUCGGGGGGCCAUCAGGAUUGAGAAGAAUGCUGACCUCUGUUACCUCUCCACUAUAGACUGGUCUCUCAUCUUGGAUGCAGUGUCCAAUAACUACAUUGUGGGGAACAAGCCCCCAAAGGAAUGCGGGGACCUGUGUCCUGGGACCUUGGAGGAGAAGCCCAUGUGUGAGAAGACCACCAUCAACAACGAGUACAACUACCGCUGCUGGACCACAAAUCACUGCCAGAAAAUGUGCCCAAGCGUGUGUGGAAAGCGAGCCUGCACCGAGAACAAUGAAUGUUGCCACCCAGAGUGCCUGGGCAGCUGCCAUACACCCGACGACAACACCACCUGUGUGGCCUGCCGACAUUACUACUACAAAGGCGUGUGUGUGCCCGCCUGCCCGCUGGGCACCUACAGGUUCGAGGGCUGGCGCUGUGUGGACCGCGAUUUCUGCGCCAACAUCCCCAACGCCGAGAGCAGCGACUCCGACGGCUUUGUCAUCCACGACGGCGAGUGCAUGCAAGAGUGUCCCUCAGGCUUCAUCCGCAACAGCACCCAGAGCAUGUACUGUAUCCCCUGUGAAGGCCCCUGCCCCAAAGUCUGUGGCGACGAAGAAAAGAAAACAAAAACCAUCGAUUCGGUGACGUCGGCUCAGAUGCUCCAAGGUUGCACCAUCUUGAAGGGCAACUUGCUUAUCAACAUCCGGCGAGGCAAUAACAUUGCCUCAGAACUGGAGAACUUCAUGGGCCUCAUCGAGGUGGUGACCGGCUACGUGAAGAUCCGCCAUUCCCAUGCUUUGGUCUCCUUGUCCUUCCUGAAGAACCUUCGCCUAAUCUUAGGAGAGGAGCAGCUGGAAGGGAACUACUCCUUCUAUGUGCUGGACAACCAGAACUUGCAGCAGCUGUGGGACUGGAACCACCGGAACCUGACCGUCAGGUCGGGGAAGAUGUACUUUGCUUUCAAUCCCAAGCUGUGUGUCUCUGAAAUCUACCGCAUGGAGGAAGUCACAGGAACAAAGGGCCGCCAGAGCAAAGGGGACAUAAACACCAGGAACAACGGAGAGCGAGCUUCCUGUGAAAGUGACGUUCUCCGUUUCACAUCUACCACCACCUCAAAGAACCGCAUCAUCAUAACCUGGCACCGGUACCGGCCCCCAGACUACAGGGAUCUCAUCAGCUUCACGGUGUACUACAAGGAGGCACCCUUUAAAAACGUUACAGAAUACGAUGGACAGGAUGCCUGUGGCUCCAACAGCUGGAACAUGGUGGAUGUGGACCUGCCUCCCAACAAGGAGGGGGAGCCUGGCAUUUUACUGCAUGGGCUGAAGCCCUGGACCCAGUAUGCUGUUUAUGUCAAGGCUGUGACCCUCACCAUGGUGGAAAACGACCAUAUCCGUGGGGCCAAAAGUGAAAUCUUGUACAUUCGCACCAAUGCAUCAGUUCCUUCCAUUCCCCUAGACGUCCUCUCCGCUUCAAACUCCUCCUCUCAGCUGAUUGUGAAGUGGAACCCCCCAACGCUGCCCAAUGGUAACUUGAGUUACUACAUUGUGAGGUGGCAGCGGCAGCCACAGGAUGGCUAUCUGUACCGGCACAACUACUGUUCCAAAGACAAAAUACCCAUCAGAAAGUACGCGGAUGGCACCAUCGAUGUGGAAGAGGUGACCGAGAACCCCAAGACAGAAGUGUGUGGUGGUGAUAAAGGGCCUUGCUGUGCUUGUCCCAAAACUGAAGCCGAGAAGCAGGCCGAGAAGGAAGAGGCUGAGUACCGCAAGGUCUUUGAGAAUUUCCUUCACAAUUCCAUCUUCGUGCCCAGACCCGAAAGGAAGCGGAGAGAUGUCAUGCAAGUGGCCAACACCACCAUGUCUAGCCGGAGCAGGAACACCACGGUGGCAGACACCUACAAUAUCACAGACCCGGAAGAAGUCGAGACAGAAUACCCUUUCUUUGAGAGCAGGGUGGAUAACAAGGAGAGAACUGUCAUUUCCAACCUCCGGCCUUUCACUUUGUACCGCAUCGAUAUCCACAGCUGCAACCAUGAAGCUGAGAAGCUGGGCUGCAGUGCCUCCAACUUCGUCUUUGCGAGAACCAUGCCUGCAGAAGGAGCAGAUGACAUUCCUGGACCAGUGACCUGGGAGCCAAGACCUGAGAACUCCAUCUUUUUAAAGUGGCCAGAACCCGAGAACCCUAACGGAUUGAUCCUAAUGUAUGAAAUAAAGUACGGAUCACAAGUUGAGGAUCAGCGGGAAUGUGUGUCCAGACAGGAGUACAGGAAGUAUGGAGGGGCCAAGCUUAACCGGCUAAACCCGGGGAACUAUACAGCCCGGAUUCAAGCCACCUCUCUCUCUGGCAAUGGGUCGUGGACAGAUCCUGUGUUCUUCUAUGUCCCAGCCAAGACGACGUAUGAGAACUUCAUGCAUCUGAUCAUCGCUCUGCCAGUAGCCAUCCUGCUGAUUGUGGGAGGACUGGUAAUCAUGCUGUAUGUCUUCCAUAGAAAGAGAAACAACAGCAGGUUGGGCAAUGGAGUGCUGUAUGCCUCUGUGAACCCCGAGUAUUUCAGCGCAGCUGACGUGUACGUGCCCGAUGAAUGGGAGGUCGCCCGAGAGAAGAUCACCAUGAACCGGGAGCUUGGACAAGGGUCCUUCGGGAUGGUCUAUGAAGGAGUGGCCAAGGGCGUGGUCAAGGAUGAACCUGAAACCAGAGUAGCCAUCAAGACCGUGAAUGAGGCUGCAAGUAUGCGCGAAAGAAUCGAGUUUCUCAACGAGGCCUCGGUGAUGAAGGAGUUCAACUGUCACCACGUGGUUCGCUUGCUGGGUGUGGUGUCCCAAGGCCAGCCCACCCUGGUCAUCAUGGAACUAAUGACGCGUGGGGAUCUCAAAAGUUAUCUCCGGUCUCUAAGGCCAGAAGUGGAGCAGAAUAAUCUGGUCCUGAUUCCUCCGAGCUUAAGCAAGAUGAUCCAGAUGGCUGGAGAGAUUGCAGACGGCAUGGCCUACCUCAAUGCCAACAAGUUUGUCCACAGAGACCUUGCUGCUCGGAACUGUAUGGUGGCUGAAGAUUUCACAGUCAAAAUUGGAGAUUUCGGUAUGACACGAGACAUCUACGAGACAGACUACUACCGGAAAGGUGGGAAGGGGCUGCUGCCUGUACGCUGGAUGUCUCCCGAGUCCCUCAAGGAUGGAGUCUUCACUACUCACUCAGAUGUCUGGUCCUUUGGGGUCGUCCUCUGGGAGAUUGCCACUUUGGCUGAGCAGCCAUAUCAAGGCUUGUCCAACGAGCAAGUUCUUCGCUUCGUCAUGGAGGGCGGCCUUCUGGACAAGCCGGACAACUGCCCUGACAUGCUGUUUGAACUGAUGCGCAUGUGCUGGCAGUACAACCCUAAGAUGCGGCCCUCCUUCCUGGAGAUCAUUGGCAGCAUCAAGGACGAGAUGGAGCCCAGCUUUCAGGAGGUCUCCUUCUACUACAGUGAGGAGAACAAGCCUCCCGAGCCGGAGGAGCUGGAGCUGGAGCUGGAGCUGGAGCCCGAGAACAUGGAGAGUGUACCGCUGGACCCCUCGGCCUCCUCUGCCUCCCUGCCUCUGCCUGAAAGACACUCAGGACACAAGGCCGAGAAUGGCCCCGGCCCUGGAGUACUGGUUCUCCGCGCCAGUUUCGAUGAGAGACAGCCUUAUGCUCACAUGAACGGGGGACGCGCCAAUGAGAGGGCUUUGCCUCUGCCUCAGUCUUCGACCUGCUGAUGCGCGCGCAGACAGUGACGUGUGCGCCCCCUCGGUGGGCGGGGAAAAGCAGGUUGUAACAAUCUAGUCACAAGCCUCCUGUACCUCAGUGGAUCUUCAGAACUGCCAUUGCUGCCCACGGGAGAAGGCUUCUCUGCAGUAAACACAUUUGGGACCUUCCUUUUUUUCAAUAUGCAAAAGCAGCUUUUUAUUUCCCUACCCAAACCCUUAACUGACAUGGGCCUCUGCAAACCUUAAUGACAACACUUAAUAGCAACAGGACACUCGAGAAUUGAGUCUCUUCAUUCUCUGCCUUUUCUCUCUCUUCUGCCUUCCUUCUCUUUCCUCUCCCUCUCUUCCUCUUCCACUUUCUCCUUUUUCUGCUUCACAAUGGAAAAAUGUUUGCCGAAAGCCCAGCUGGGAAGCCUUUUUUUAAAAAAAAAAACAAAAAAACAAAAAAACAAAAUCAGAUUGACUUAGUGGCUAUCCCUGGGGCUCCUCCUCACCCCAUACACACCUGCCUGACACCGUAGGUCUUUACAAAAAAAACAAAAAUAUACAACAAAAAAAAUGCACACACUGAGAUGGAAUUUUUUACCUGUAUCUUUAACCUUUUUAGGGUCAUCUGAAAUUUUCAAAGGGCCAUUGUUCAUCCAUGGUUGUUAUCAUUUUCAUGCUGCCAAAUUUUGCCAAAAUCCUAAUUUUUUUUUUUUUCUCGCUUGCGCUCCCUGCGCUGAUUUCCUUUUGUCCAGAGGCAUGGGGUGAAACUUGUCAUCGAGUUGAUAACAGCAUUUGAGAGACACACUGGCGGGCGAUGUCCCCUCCGUGCCGCGGUGUGUUCUUCUAGCCCACACCCCCCUGGGUCUCGUUGUUUUGUGACAACUAGGUUAUUGUUUGGGAGAACUGGGCAAGAUGGGACUUGCCUUCAUUGAAGAAGAGGAAGGCUGAGCUGGCUCCCCUUUCCUACGCCACUCACAGCACCCCAAGAAUUCUGGAGGAGACGGUCAUGAGUAAGCCUGAAGGUCAGGUUGUGGGUCAAGGUGGUCCUCAUGCCAGCCUCCUUCCCCUUCUGGCCCCCAAGGGACGCAGAUGCCAAAGGGUUCCAGGGAUGCAGCCCAGCCGUUGAUGCAGAUGUGCAGGGGAGGGAUUGAGACACCGUAGCAGCACGAAGCAGCGCAGGCAGUGGAUCCAAGUAGUCUAAGCUUUGAGAUCGUCUCUGUUACUAGGACUUCUUCAUGGUUCUCUCAGUUCUAUGUCAGACCAUGAAACAUUUGCAUACACAUCGUCUUCAAUGUCACUUUUAUAACUUUUUUACGGUUCAGAUAUUCAUCUAUAUGUCUGUACAGGAAAAAAAAGCUGCUAUUUUUUUUUUUUUUUUGUUCUUUGUCUUUGUGGAUUUAAUCUAUGAAACUUUCAGGUCUCCCCUCUUCUUCCUUUUCGCUCACUCCGGGAACCUUCCUGUGCUCUGUACUAGAGUGUGAUUUCCCUGCCUCUCUUCCAGUGAUGCUUCUAGAACAUAAUUUGCCAUGAACUGUUGGAUGCCUUUUUAUAAACACAUCUCCCUUCCCUGCUCCCUGCAGCCCCAUUCACUAUCUUCUAACCCAUAGGUUCUGUGGGCGUAGUGCUGGUAAGGGACCGAGGAGGAGAGAGACCAGGACCCAGGUACUGCUGGGCUCUGCUCUCAUUCCCACACCUCCCUGAACACAACAUUGGAGUCUGUUAACCCUGCAAGACAUGCCUCACACUCAGGUCAGAAUCAGAAAGGUCAGAAAUCUCACACAUCCUGGGUUAGUGUUCAUAGUUCCCAUUGUUGAACGUCACGCCUUUGAUGUCACUCUCUGUCUUUGUUUUGGUUGUGACACACACAUAAAUAUUCAUUUUGGAAUACAAGAGCAGUUUUAACUGCAGACAGUAGGCAUUUGAAUUAUUGUUUUUCUAUGGGUAUUUAAUCCUUCUGUCACACACACAAACACACACACAAAACAAAAACAGCCCCCCGAGUCCCCAGGACACAGCAGAGCAUGGCCUAGCGGUCCCUCUGCCAUCACCCUCACCAGACCGACCUGCCUACCUGUCUUUAGAACCUGAAUGUCUGAAUGGGUGACCUCCGUGUGAGCAAGGUGCAGGGUACCAACACCCCAUGGCCAGAAGCAGCAGCCUCAGUGGCCUUCUGGAGCCCAUCCCCAGGUCCGAAGGCCUGAGCGGCAGGUGGAGCAGAGCUGACGCCAUGGUAACCCUGGAGUCCUUUGCUGUUCCUUCGUCGCCAAAAUGGCAGACCUCUGGGCUAGGGGGUCUUGUUUAGUUUUAACACUUCUUACCAGAGUGGCGGCAGCCUGAGAGUUGCUUCUGGGAUGGGAAUGUUUAAGUUAGGAGUAAGAAGAAGCUGGAAGAAAAUGACUGGAGAUUAAGUACAGAAAAGAAAGCUCGCAGUUCUCUGGCUCGUCUGUAGUUCAGGCUCACGGCUCUCACUAGGCCUCUGCCCCACAGUGUUUCCCCCUAACAAAAGAGAGAGAAAGAAAGAGAGAAAAGGAGAAAAAAGUUUAUAAAGAAGGUAUUACAUGUGGAAGUUUUUAAUUUAUUUUGUGAUACCUGUUUUAAUCACUGUAGAGAAGCCCCCAUCAUAAAUUUAAAUACUGAGGAAAAGAGGUAUGUGUGUGUGUGUGUGUGCGCGUGUGUACUUUGGAUGGGACAGUUUUUGUUUGGGGGGGUGUUUUGUUUUUCAAACAUUUAUCUACCUCACACUUAUUUUUCAUGUGUGUAUAUAUUUAAAAAAUACAUCUCACACUUCUCAGUACCGACAAUAGGCCAAUGAUACUGGUAACCUCAUACACACCACAGGCCACAUACCCAGGGGAAAGAGAGGUCAGGCUGGAUUCUGGGGUCAAAGCAACACUAAUUCACUCAGCCUCCCCCACUCCUGUCCAAAAGCUCGCUUUUCCUGGGGCAUCUUUGGUUUUUUUGUUUUUUUGUUUUUUUGUCACCUGGUUCCCUCAGAGGUUUCCCUGCUUCCAACCCAGCACCCCACAUGAGCCCAGAGCACACCAGUGGAGGGAUCCCUUGCCCAUCCUCAGUUGCCUGACUUCAGAACGUUAUAGCAAUUGAAUGACCGACAUCUAUCACCCCCAAGAGAGGAGGUCUUCCCAGAUUUUUGAGGGCUGAGGCACCCACACAUAGGUUGUUGCAGAGUCCCAGUGUGUGUGUGCAUGUCGGGUGCCCCGUGGGCCCCCUCUGCUGCUCUGUCGAGGCCUACCCCAUGACAGGAGCAUGCCACCAUUGCAGUCUUGCAUUGGUUUCUCUCAGAGGUACAGCCCUGUCAGCCGUUGGAGAGCCCUGCCCUUAACCCUGCUUCUGAAAGAAGGCCAGUAUGAAAAAGGGGGCAGGACCAAGUGUGCACCACCCCCCCUGCAGGCUGCUGUACUUUCCUCUUCCUCCCUGCACCCCCCAGGGUUAUACAAGGCCUGACCAAACCUCCUCGAGGCUGGACAGCCAGUGGUUGGCACUCAGCCUUCCCUGUGCAUUGCCUCUGUCCAUCCCAUCAUUUUGCUGCUCAUUGGGGUGGACGGUGCACUCCUCAAUUCCAGCAGCUGCUCUCUCAGGCCCUGGGGACUUUAGCUGGGAAACACAGUGGGGGAUACUUCCCCAGUGUGGAGAACUGCCGAACAGUUCAGUAAGUUCAGAGUCCUUUUCCUCCUGCCGGCAUGCUGGGAGAUACUGUUUGAUCAGGGUUUUCCUCUUCUCCACUAGGGCAUCCCAUGGUAUAGUGGCCUCUCCUCUUUUGCACAAACCUGCCGGUUUCCAUGACUGGAUAUCUACAGAUCAUUCAGCUGGUUUUAAGGGUUAUUUUUUGUUUUGUUUUGUUUUUAAUUGUCUAAGUUGUUGGUGGUGUUUUAAGUAAGAUUUUUUUUUUCUUUUAAGUAGAGAGAAAACACUUAACAGUGUAGUACCCACCAUAACAUGCCCCAGAAACACUUCAGUAAAAGAGAAGUCUGUUUGUAUGAUGGUAUGGUCACUUUGCUGGACCGACUCACCCACCUUGACUAUUGUAAGGCAUCAUGUAUCCACAGUUCUAGCCUAAUUUCAUGCUGAUUUUUCCUGCCUCUUCCUGAUGUUUCUCUCUAUAUGCUCCAAGUAAUCUUACCAAGCUGAGUUGUGGCCUUUUUCUUGCAACCUCCUUUCCUGGCAGCAGCUCCCACUGCUUGAAGUAACGUGAACCACUGAGGCACGUCACUGCGGUGACGUGAACAUUAAGGUCUUCUCCCACACGGCCCUUCCUUGAGGCAGCAGGAGCUGAGUUGUGGAAACACAGACGAACCUGAACUGUGUGAGACCCACACUAUCCCAUCUCCUUUCAGGAAUGUCAAUUUCGUUUGACUCUUAGUCGGAAGGAGGCUUCCUCCUGGAACAUAGAAGACUGUUGAAGGCCAUCGCUGGCCUCUCCUUAUGACAAUUCAAUGGUAGGAAAAGCAGCUUCCUAAGAUAGACAGCGAUCAUUGUGAAAAGAGCAGAUGGCUGAGUGUUUGGUAUGCAGUCGUGUUCUUUGGAUGGGCUAACAGAUGGAUGAGCUCUGUAUGAUGCCAAGUUCUAAGCCAAUGUGUGCUCCCGGAGCCUCUUUCUUAACAGCCCACCUCUGUUGGCAGUGGCUGUACCUGAAGCAAGCAGGCUGUUGUGGCAAGGUCACGCGAAGGUCAGAUGGGCGAGAAGGCUAGGAUGUUUACCCAAGGUCCUCUGUUGUCAUUGUUGGGCCCUUUCAGAGUGGUCACACAGUGUUGAAGGUAACUCCUUUCCUAAACAUUGGCAUCCUGCAGGUGACAAUUCCACCCUGUUGAUAUGUUUGGCCCAUUUUAACAGUAAUGAAUUUAUGGUUUUGGGUUUUUUGUUUUUUGUUGGUUUUUUUUUUUUUGGUUUUUUGUUUUUGCUUUUGUGUUUGUCUUGAUGUCUUCAUUUCCUGGGCUAAGCAGCAGCAUUGAGAAACCUGGACCAGAGAGAUCCACUCCUUACGAACCAGUGAUGAUGGUCAAACUUGAUCACUCCACUCUGAACUAGGUGGUGUUACAAAUUGAGAACUUCAAGACAGGAUGUUUGUUUAAAGUGAACCUCUCUUGCCAGAGGUGCUGAAGAUACAAACCUUGAACAGGGCAGGGGGUCUUCGCUUAAGGCCUCCGGCUUUGAAAACCGGUUGGUUAUUUAGAGAAACAAACAUUCCUUGAUGGAAUGACGGGAUGACCGGGCAGUAGGAAGCGGUAGGAACUGGGACCAUGACGUGAAGAGACUUGCUGACAGCGUAAAGGGCUUAGAAGAAGCGUGAAUCGUAUUUGGACGUGAUGGUUUCUGAAGGCGUGAGACCGCAUCGAGCCUGUGGAGUCAUCGUGGGCAUUUGGUUUCAGAGAAUAAACUUAGCAUCCUGCUCUGGAAACUUCUCGCAGAACUCAGACUCCAUCACGCUCACCCAUUGGGUUGUCCGUCUGGGGCAUGCUAGGGAUUUAUUUUGUUUUGUUUCUGUGAGGACUUCAUAAUCACUGAUUUGUGUGUCCACGUGUGUCCGCAUCUUUCCAGUAAACAUCGUUUUUUAAAUUAGUCACUCAUUUUCGUUUCCAAUCGGGCUUCUAAGUCCAGUAGAUUACGGGUAGUCAGUUGACGAAGAUCUGGUUUACAAGAACUAAUUAAUGUUUCAUUGCAUUUUUGUAAGAACAUAGAAUAAUUUUAUAAAAUGUUUGUAGUUUAUAAUUGCCGGAAAUAAUUUAAAAACACUUUUUUUCCCUCUGUGUGUGCAAAUAUGUGUUUAUGGUCUUUUUUUUUUUGACACUUGUUCACUAGCUAGCUUUACAAUAUGCCAAAAAAAUACCAAAAAAAAUUUUUUUUAAUUCCCCCACCCCCACCCUGAAUCCAAAUGGUGGUUUACCCUCUUUCCCACAUGCUAUGUGCUCUAAUUUUAAAAAAAGAGAAAAAAAAGGAAUGACAGUGGUUUUAAAAGUACUUCUGUAUUCUUCAGGUCAUCUUUUAGUGAUCGUGUCGCGGUGGAGUGUAGCAACCUGAACAGUUCAAAAAGUACCAAAAGCCUUGCUGGCCGUGAAGUAGCAGGAUGUGGUCACCCAGCAGUGUGGCAUGGUGUUCACGGUGGCAUCUGACUCACGUGGCUGGUGUUUGUAAUGCUCUGCAAUGCCAUGGAGAUGGGGGGGCUUCCGGACACAGAAGGCGGCGCAGCCUCUUGGCUCGUGUGCCUCAGACCCCUGUGAUGGCUGUGCCUGCUUGUACUUAAGGCUGGAUGCUGAAGGUACAUUUUCCAAUACAGAGCAAACCACAGAAACCACAACAUACCCCCCCCCACCAUUUUUUAAGAGUUAAAAUCCACUUUUUCUUUUUUUUGACACCCACUGCAUUAUUGGCCAUGUCUCUGCAGUUCCAGAAGAUACCACUGCUGGAAACAGCUGGAAUUGUCUAACUCUACAGGAAAAGGGUCUGGGAACCAUUUGUGGCUUGGGUUGGAUUUGGUUUUUCAGUUUCUCUCGGAUGUCGGGCGUUGUGCAGACAUGAACACAGGUGGGACAGAUACCUGCCUGGUGACAUCACCUGUCUGCCUCCUAAGCCAGUGAGGUUGGGUGAGAGGUGUGCCAGGGUUUGUCUACCUCUGGGUUUAAAAAAAAAAAAAAUCAAAAGGCGUGAUGGAACCGAUGCAUUGCCAAUAAUGUAUUUCUGAGUUUUCUUGUUAAAAACUUUUCUUAAAAAAGAAAAAAAAAGUUUUAAAAAGAUAACAAUAUGGCCAAUUUGUUACAUAAAAUAACUUUCUGUGUAUAAAUUAUUCCUUAAAAAGCCCUCUGUUUAUAUUUAAAAAAAUCAGUAGAUGAAAAAAAUUCAAUGUUUUUGUAUAUUCUGUUGUAAGAAUUUAUUCCUGUUACUGCGACAUACUCGGGAUUCUUUACAUUAUGAAAAAAAAGAAACUUUGUCUAUUUUGAAUGGCUGAAGCUAAGGCCACUUGAGUUUCUUAUUACUCUGCUUUUUUCUAGUAGUUAAAGUACCACAUGGGUUAAGUUAAAUAAAAGAAUUCUGUAU
Messenger RNA from Microtus ochrogaster (prairie vole), 11172 nucleotides. It is a transcript of the gene Igf1r, whose product is annotated as insulin like growth factor 1 receptor. Gene Ontology annotation, molecular function: insulin receptor substrate binding; phosphatidylinositol 3-kinase binding; insulin receptor activity. Gene Ontology annotation, cellular component: plasma membrane; insulin receptor complex; axon. The record is from RefSeq and is a predicted model, not a curated record. NCBI's taxonomy places the organism in Eukaryota, Metazoa, Chordata, Mammalia, Rodentia, Cricetidae. Gene Ontology annotation, biological process: multicellular organism development; positive regulation of phosphatidylinositol 3-kinase/protein kinase B signal transduction; positive regulation of kinase activity.